Ectocarpus sp. CCAP 1310/34 is the source of this 678-nucleotide messenger RNA. Lineage: Eukaryota; Phaeophyceae; Ectocarpales; Ectocarpaceae. The record is from the annotation of a GenBank genome assembly.
AUGGCACAAACCGAUCGUGAAAUAUUGGUACAUCUCUAUAACGUGACCGAUGGGCCUAAUUGGAGCAACAAGACCGAGUGGUGCUCAGGCGCCGCACUCUCGGAUUGGUAUGGGGUCAAGGCCAACGGCCAGGGCCGCGUGGUGAAGCUGUCACUGUCCAAGAAUGGCCUCAAAGGCACGAAGGCCUACCCCACGGACAAUGAUUGUUGCUCUCUUGCGAUGUCUUUGACCUUUCCCAAGAAUUUUUUUACCGAGCGUGAUCCUUUCAUAAAAUUGCAAGUUUUACAGGAAGCCACAACGUUGUCUUUCUGGCUUGGUGGCCGCAUCCCAGCGCAGCUGGGGAACCUUGCAGCACUGCAGUACCUCCAUCUUGACGAGAACACGCUGAGUGAACUGGAGCAGCUUUACCUUUGGGGAAACCAGCUCAGUGGCCGCAUCCCGCCGGAGCUGGGAAACCUCGCAGCACUUACGGUUCUACACUUUUGGAACAACCAGCUCAUAGGGAACAUCCCCAACGAGCUAGGACGUCUAAGCGCCUUGACGUACCUCAACCUCGGCACCAACCGGUUGGAAGGCCCCAUCCCGCGGGAGCUGGGAGAACUCAGACAGCUUAAGGGCCUGUGGCUCCCCAUCAACAAGCUAACAGGCUUAGCGGGGAAUAAGAAAAUGCCCGGCUAG